Ostreococcus tauri is the source of this 2280-nucleotide messenger RNA. Its product is annotated as Aminoacyl-tRNA synthetase, class 1a,anticodon-binding. The transcript has a single exon. The record is from RefSeq and is a predicted model, not a curated record. Gene Ontology annotation, molecular function: tRNA binding; ATP binding; methionine-tRNA ligase activity. Lineage: Eukaryota; Viridiplantae; Chlorophyta; Mamiellophyceae; Mamiellales; Bathycoccaceae. Gene Ontology annotation, biological process: methionyl-tRNA aminoacylation. The coding region runs from base 1 to 2280 and encodes 759 amino acids.
AUGGGCGCGAACGCGAGCGCGAACGAGGGGGAGACGCGCGAGGAACCGAGGGAUGAUGGCGUGACGUCCGAGCGAAUCAUCGAGGCGGCGGCGACGACGACGACGACGACGAGCGCGGACGACGUCGCGACGGUGACGACGUCGAUGGCGAACGUGCGCGUGGAACCCGCGGUGGAGACCGCCGAGGUGGAGGACGGGACGCGAGAUCCGUCGACGGAGACGUUUAGCGUGACGACGGCGAUCAACUACGCGAACGGGGCGCCGCACAUGGGACACGCGUACGAGAGCGUGUCCACGGACGUCUUGGCGCGGUAUCACCGGGCGUACGGACGGAAGGUUUUGUUUCAAACCGGCUCGGACGAACACGGGCAGAAGAUCGCGGAGGCGGCGGAGGUCGCGGGCGUCGCGCCGUUGGCGUUUGUCGACGGACACGUGGAGGAGUUCCGAAAGCUGAACGAGCGCCUGUCGGUGUCGAACGACGUGUACAAUCGAACGACGAGCGAGGCGCACAAAAAGGCGUGCGCUGAGUUGUUCAGACGGUCGAGGGAUAACGGAGACAUCUACUUGGACACGUACGAGGGGUGGUACAACGUGAGGGAGGAGACCUUUGUGACGGAGAGCGAGGCCCAGGCGAGCGGGUACAAGGACCCAGUGAGCGGUAAGGAUCUGAAGAAAAUGAAGGAGGAGAGUUACUUCUUUAAGCAGAGCCGAUACCAGGCGCAGUUGAUUGCUCACAUCGAAUCUCAUCCUGAGUUCAUUCAGCCGUCGUCGCGAAGGAACGAAAUUUUGGCGCGCUUACAAAAUGACGAGCUUCGAGAUCUCUCCGUGUCGCGAACGACGUUCGACUGGGGGAUCCCCGUGCCGGAUGCCCCAAAACACGUCAUGUAUGUGUGGUUCGAUGCCCUUACGAACUAUCUCACCGGUACCGGUUGGCCAGAGGAGACAGACAAGAAGGACUUCUGGCCGGCGAGCGUGCACAUCAUCGGCAAGGACAUCAUCUGGUUCCACUGCGUUAUUUGGCCGUGCAUGCUCUGGAGUGCGGGUCUGCAGCUUCCGAAGACCGUCUUCGGUCACGGAUUCGUCACCGCCGAGGACGGUCAAAAGAUGAGCAAGUCCAUCGGAAACGUCGUGGAUCCGAAUGUCGUGUUGGAGAAGUUCUCCAGCGAUACGUUCAGGUAUUACCUGAUGCGCUGCGGUGUAUACGGAUCUGAUAUCCCGUUCAGUGAAGCCGCGAUGGUUUCUAUUCACAACGCCGAUCUCGCCGACGUGAUCGGCAACCUUGUCCACCGGGUGACGAACCUUUGCAACAAGAGCUGUGGCGGCGUCGUUCCGGAUUGCGCCACCGAAGACAUUUUCGACGUCCUCGCAGUGCGCGCUAGAUCUGAGGCCGCGAUGGCAAAAUUCAACAUUCAAGCCGCGUGUGAGGCUGCGAUUGAAGCGGUGAAGGCCACCAACAAGUACCUCACCGAUGCAGCGCCGUGGGCCGUGAAGGGUGAGGGAGCCGAGGAGCGCAAGGCGGUCAUCAUUAGAUCAACCAUUGAGGCGGUGUACGUCUCGAUGCACUUUCUGCAGCCGUACAUUCCCACGGCGUGUGAGGCGGUUUUCAACAAGCUGGGCACGGCCCCGAAGAAGAUUUGGGAGCUCAAGCCUUUCGGUGAGAACGUUGCCACCGGAGCUAAGGUUACCCACGGCGAUAUUCUCUUUGCUAAAUUUGAAGCCGAAAAGAAGGAAAUCGCAAAGAAGGAAGAGCCUGCGCCGAAGCCCAAGCCAGUGCCCGCGGACGCUCCCGUGGACGUCUCUCGACUCGAGCUCGUCGUCGGUACCGUAAAAAGCGUGAAGCGUCACCCAGACGCGGAUUCGCUUUACGUCGAAGAGAUCGACCUCGGCGACGAAGCGCCGAGACAGGUGGUGAGCGGUUUGGUCAAACACAUCUCUGAGGAAGACUUCACCGGCCUGCGCGUCCUGUGCGUGGCGAACAUGAAGCCGUCGAAAAUGCGGGGCGUUGAAUCGACUGCCAUGGUGCUCUGCGGAACCAACGCCGAGGGCAAGACCGAGCCCGUGUCCCCACCCGAGGGCGCCGCGAACGGCACUCGCGUGAAAUGUGAAGGCUUCAAUGGAGAACCCGACCCGGUGCUUAACCCGAAGAAGAAAGUUUUCGAAGCCGUCAGCGCGGAUUUUUCCAUCAACGGCGAUGGCGUUCCAACCUACAAGGGCGUCCCUUUCACCGCCGCUGAGGGCCCGUGCACGCUCCCGACUAUCCGAGACGGCGUCGUCAAGUGA